This is a messenger RNA of Nematolebias whitei (Rio pearlfish), 1188 nucleotides long. It is a transcript of the gene sgf29, whose product is annotated as SAGA complex associated factor 29. Gene Ontology annotation, cellular component: SAGA complex. The coding region runs from base 114 to 986 and encodes 290 amino acids. The transcript has 10 exons. The record is from RefSeq and is a predicted model, not a curated record. Lineage: Eukaryota; Metazoa; Chordata; Actinopteri; Cyprinodontiformes; Rivulidae.
GGAAACGAAGAAGAAGAAAACGAUGCUAACAGCAAGUUAGCUAGUUAGGCAUAAAUAAACACGUAAACUCGCUCGUUCUGCUGGAUGAACAUCAGAGUCUGACAGUAUCCAACAUGUCGGCUGACACAAAGAUCGCUGAGCUGCUCACGGAGCUCCACCAGCUCAUCAAACAGACACAGGAGGAGAGGUCCCGCAGCGAACACAAUCUGCUCAACAUCCAGAAAACACAUGAGAGGAUGCAGACAGAAAAUAAAACCUCUCCAUAUUACCGCUCCAAACUGAGGGGGCUCUACACCACGGCGAAGGCCGACGCUGAGGCAGAAUGCAGCAUCCUGCGUCACGCUCUGGAUAAAAUCGCAGAAAUCAAGUCCCUGCUGGAGGAGCGGCGGAUUGCUGCGAAGAUCGCGGGGGUUAACAGCAACGGUGACCCUCCCAGGAAGACGAUGAGGCGCGGCGUUCUGAUGACGCUCCUGCAGCAGUCGGCCAUGACACUCCCGCUGUGGAUCGGCAAACCUGGAGAGAGUCCCCCUCCUCUGUGCGGGGCGACGUCAGCCAGCGGCGACUACGUGGCCAAGCAGGGAGACAAGGUGGCGGCGCGGGUGAAGGCGGUGGACGGAGACGAGCAGUGGAUCCUGGCUGAAGUGGUCAGCUACAACCACUCCACCAACAAGUACGAAGUGGACGACAUUGACGAAGAAGGCAAAGAGAGACACACUCUGAGCAGACGGAGGAUCAUCCCGCUGCCUCAGUGGAAAGCCAACCCAGAGACUGACCCGGAGGCCCUAUUCAGCAAGGACCAGCUGGUUCUGGCCCUGUAUCCGCAGACCACCUGCUUCUACCGGGCCCUGAUCCACACGCCGCCACACCGGCCUCAGGAUGAUUACUCGGUGCUGUUUGAGGACACGUCGUACCCUGAUGGGUACUCUCCUCCGCUCAACGUGGCCCAGAGGUACGUGGUGGCGUGUAAGGAGAACAAGAAGAAAUGACCGACAAGUUCCAGGUCUGAAUUUAUCAUGAAGUAACUUCAGUUGUUGUUGUGAGGAACUUCCUGUUUUUAAACUUUAAAUUUGUUCCCACCUGUUGGACAGUGACAGGGAGCUGUGUCGAAACCUCCACAGUUUUUCUGACACUUUGAGUAUUUUACUUUAAUCCUCAGUUAAAGUACUUUACUUUAUUUUAUUGUCAAGU